Protobothrops mucrosquamatus (brown spotted pit viper) is the source of this 1011-nucleotide messenger RNA. It is a transcript of the gene KCNK9, whose product is annotated as potassium two pore domain channel subfamily K member 9. Gene Ontology annotation, cellular component: membrane. NCBI's taxonomy places the organism in Eukaryota, Metazoa, Chordata, Lepidosauria, Squamata, Viperidae. Bases 1 to 1011 code for a protein of 336 amino acids. The transcript is spliced from 3 exons. Gene Ontology annotation, biological process: potassium ion transmembrane transport; stabilization of membrane potential. Gene Ontology annotation, molecular function: potassium ion leak channel activity. The record is from RefSeq and is a predicted model, not a curated record.
AUGAAGAGGCAGAACGUGCGGACUCUCUCGCUGAUCAUCUGCACGUUCACUUACCUGCUGGUGGGGGCGGCGGUCUUCGACGCCCUGGAGUCGGAGCACGAGCUGCGCGAGGAGGAGCAGCUGAAAGCCGAGGAGACUCGGCUGAAGGGGAAAUACAACAUCACCAGCGACGAUUACCAGCAGCUGGAAGAGAUCAUCAUGCAGUCGGAACCCCACCGGGCCGGCGUCCAGUGGAAAUUUGCCGGCUCUUUCUACUUUGCCAUUACAGUCAUCACCACCAUUGGUUACGGCCACGCUGCCCCUGGGACGAAUGCAGGGAAGGCCUUCUGCAUGUGCUACGCUGCCCUGGGCAUCCCACUCACCCUUGUCAUGUUCCAGAGCCUCGGCGAACGCAUGAACACCUUCGUCAAGUACCUCUUGCAACGGAUGAAGAAGUGUUGCCGGAUGAGAAGCACCGAGGUCUCCAUGGAGAACAUGGUGGCCGUCGGCUUCUUCUCCUGCAUCGGCACCCUCUGCAUCGGAGCAGCUGCCUUCUCUCAUUGUGAAGAGUGGACCUUCUUUCAGGCCUUCUAUUACUGUUUUAUCACAUUGACUACAAUCGGGUUUGGAGACUACGUGGCCCUUCAGACGAAAGGAGCCCUUCAGAAGAAGCCGCUCUACGUGGCCUUUAGCUUUAUGUACAUCCUGGUGGGAUUAACCGUCAUCGGGGCUUUCCUCAAUCUGGUUGUUCUCAGGUUGUUCAUGAACAUCGAGGAAGAGAGACGGGAGGCUGAGGAGAGGGCCUCCCAGGCGGGAAACCGGAGUAGCAUGGUGGUCCACAUCCAAGAAGACUCUCAACAUGGCCGCCCACGGUACAAGCAGUACUUUCACUCCAUCUCCUACAAGAUUGAGGAGAUCUCACCAAGCACAUUAAAAAACAGCCUGUUCCCAUCUCCCAUCAGUUCAAUCUCCCCUGGAUUGCACAGCUUUACGGACCAUCACAGGCUGAUGAGACGACGGAAAUCUAUUUGA